CUCGUACUGAAAAUCGUUUCUUUUUUACGAAGAAAACCACCGCAAUGGCCUCACGUUCAGAGCAUCGUCACCGUCACGUAAGUUAUAUUUUUACGCACAGGUUUGCAAAGCUCAGUAGCCCUGCUAGAGCAACUUUGUCUUCAAAUAUUGACCCAGGUUCGAGUACGGGAAAGGAAACACUUGUCUUUGUAUCGUAUGCGAAACAACAAAAACUUCUAGUUGAGAGCACCAGGAGCACGUUUUACUGAUGUAAGAGAUGAUACUAUGACCGCAACCGAACGUGUUUCCCGCAUAAAAUGAAAAUAAACUCAACUAAAGUUUACGACCGCAAGAAUUCACUAGAAACUUCUCCAUUUGUUUCCGUCAUUGUCGCCAAUCUUGAUCAUUUCAACCAGUAAGCUUACCCCUGCUCAAGAAAUUUCUUAAUUAUGAAUACCCGACGUUAUAACAAUAAUUUGCCUCGGGUCAGUUCUAGAUUAUUCCCCGUAAUUCGUCUGAUGUCGAGUGAUUUUGAACGGAACGCUGAACACUUCUAAUAUCUUGGUUGUGGUGGCUUGUUCAUUUAAUCGUGCAUGUUUUAGUUUUGGAAGGACGUAAAAACCUACAUUUGUUUAUUUUAUUUAUUCAGAGCCAAUCGCAAAGAAAAUGCAAAAGAAAUUCCUUCACAGCAGUGAACAAAUCAAAAUUGAAAAAAGCAGAUUCAAGCAAACCGCUGCCGUUUAAAACUGACCUCCUAAAUCAAACAUUCCGAUUUUGACUGUUACGCAUCCGUCUCUAGGCCAGUUCUUUCAAUAACCAUUUAAUAUCAAAAAUUCUAGCUUAUAAAAGAAUAAGUAAAAAAUAAAACGGAGUCGGGAGGAAGGAACAGGUCAGAAAUGAACCAGCGUCGAAACAUCCUUUUAUUUUUUCUUCACCAAAAAGCCUAAGUGUUAUGGAGUGCUAUAUGACGAAAAGAAUGAAGAGCUGACUCACGAGUGUUUAAUAGCCAGACAACCGAAGAAACAUUUGACAAUUUUUUUCACAUUAAAUACCACAUUACUCCUGAAAUAGAAUUCCCGACGCGUAAUAAAAUCGAGAGCAUGACAGACUCGAGUAAGAGCACAACGGUAUCUAUUGAAAUUUUUAACAAGGUUGUUAUGUUGAAAAAACCGCUUUUCAGGAACUACAGCUAUAUAAUGGUGGCGCGACAAUCACAGCGCGUAAGAAGCAACAUGCUCGAGGCGCUGCUUAUUCAAAACUCAAGCCGGCGGCAGUGUAUUUUUGUUUUGCUCAGCGGUUAGCUGGAAUUUCUUUCUUCUGCGUCGCCUACUGAUAAACGGCCAUUGUGUCGAGUUUGGAUUGGAGUAAUACAAAGGAACAAGAAAGUGUGUAAUUUAAUAUCCGGUAUUCUUUCUUCGACAAGACUUGUGCUGAGAGCAUUCGGAAGUAGACGCGCAAAGAAGGUGAAAGAAUCUCGCCUUCAACUUGACGAGGCAACAGCUGUCAAGAAACGUAUUCAUAAUUCAUAUCGGUUAAAUUAAAACAAGACAAGAGAGAGAUGAAUUAAAAGUAAGACAUCCUAACGCAAACUCGGCAAUUGAUUUCAAACCCGACAAGGGUUUUUUUUUUUGACGAAAAACUAGCGCGCGUCGACCAAAAGUCGGUUAAUUCAACGAAGGCGCUAGACAGUCUUCAGGAUUUUCAAAAUAAUUCGAUUAAAACAACCAAGCCUUAUCGUGUUGUGACGACAUAAAUAUUGCAAAAGUUCGAGAGACGCUUCACUCUGUUAAGUCGAAGAAAACAUUUCAGUGGAUGCAUUGAGAAUUUUGAGGCUCAGAUUUUUUUUCCCGUUAUCCCAAUGGUUUCAAGCUAUCAGUGCCCAAAUAAGACAUUCCUAUAAGUUCAGGUAUUGCGAAAGUGGACGCUAGUGUGUAGUUACCGCCGCAUCACCUGCCUUCCAAGUGUAAUGAGGGCGAAUUAAGAAUCAAGCGACUUGUUGAUGUUUUUUUAAGUUUGUGUGAGUAGCAUACUCUUUAACGACCUACCCUACUCGAGCCUAAACUAACAAAGCUUGUAGAGAUCUGGGAUAAGUAUCCAACAAAAGCCCUUAAAUCGUUACACCGUAAUUACUCGGAGAGUCUGCCCUGAAGAAAAAAAAAAGAAAUCCCAUCAUCAGGUUGGCAAUGAAUCGAUGAAACCCGCGGGUAUUAUGCUUGUAGUAAUUGUUAUUUUACGUCCACGAAUUCGCAACGGUAUUGCACAAAAGCCGACUUAGGAUUACAAAAAAAUUUCCACAGAACGAGACAUGCAAACGAUUCACGUAGGAUUAUUAAAAACCUCUGUGUUCAAACCGAAACAAUUACCGAUGUAAAUACACGUGACGGUAAGUUUAUUCCUCUUUAACGCGAAGUACUUAAACAAAAGCAAUUUAUUUCGGAGGGGGUGACAGUGUGCCAAAAAAAAAAAACAAAAAAAACGAGAGGAAACGUGAGUGAAUUUUCCUUGACAUUCCGCCCACCUCGAGGAGUGCGGGAUGUCAUUUUACGGGAACAUACAAGCAGAAUUCACACGAUUAUAAAGCUUGUUAGGUCGCCUAAACGAACCAAAACAAAGCGUUUUGGUGGCUGCCGCUACGAACAUUUGGUUGUUGGCAGAGAUUUGGGCAGCAGUAGCAGGUGUAAUGGGUGAGAUUGCAGUGAGUGCGUUUUUUGUCAUUUCACACCCAAACCAGUACCAGUCGAAAUCACGUGACCCGCCAGUGUCGGUCUCAUUUGAUAGGCCACUUGAUUAUAGACUCGGCUUGUAAUUAGCAUACGGUGUCAAGGCAAGAAGGAAGCCCAAAAACCUGUAUGAUUGAAUCGCUUCAAGGCGGUUAAUUCCAUGGCUGGAAACGAACUUUCGCGUUCGCCAGCGCGCGACGCCAGUCAUCUAUAGCCCGAGAUCGCGGCUGAAUGUGGCUUGAAAACAGCUCAAAUCACGAAAAAUGGCGGACAAUCGAAGGCCGUCCUCGGUGCCUUCAGAGGACUUUUAUAAAACGCGUAUGGCCAACUCAAGUAAUAUUUCGCGCAAGUCUUCGAUGCAAGCUGGUACCGAAACAUCACAGAUCGUCUGUGCGGACCGAUCGCUCUUCAUUUUCUCGAAGGAAAAUUUUAUUAGAAAAAUAUGCCGUACGAUCGUCGAGAGUAAACCUUUUGAAUAUUUCAUUUUAUUGACCAUCUUUGUCAAUUGCAUCCUACUCGCCGCAAAUACUCCGCUGCCGAACAACGACAAGUCCGAUCUGAACCAAAAACUAGAAGAUGCCGAAGUAUAUUUAUUAGCAAUAUUCUGCCUAGAAGCCGUAUUAAAAAUUAUAGCUCUUGGAUUUGUACUACACGCCGACUCGUACCUUCGGAACGGAUGGAACGUUUUGGAUUUCGUGGUGGUUGUAACAGGCCUUCUGAGCUUGCCACAACUCAACGUCUUCAAUGCUGGAAGUUUGAAAGCUCUAAGAGCUGCAAGAGUGCUCAGGCCAUUAAAGUUAGUGUCAGGCAUUCCAAGUCUUCAAGUAGUUAUGAAGUCCAUCAUGUGCGCCAUGGUGCCUCUUCUGCAAAUUUGUUUGCUCGUAGGAUUUGUAAUCAUAAUUUACGCAAUCAUAGGAUUAGAAUUUCUUGUUGGAAGAUUUCACUAUGUGUGCAACCAAAAUGUGACAGGUCGCAUGGAAAUCACAGAUCCAGAUGGUCCUCAAAUAUGUGUUGCCAAAGGCACAGGAACCCGUUGUCCAGAAGGCCAGUUUUGCCUGAAGAACUGGGAAGGGCCAAACGAUGGAAUCACGUCAUUUGACAAUAUAUUUGCUGGAAUGCUGACAGUAUUUCAAGUUAUUACUAAUGAGGGCUGGACAGACAUCAUGUAUUGGACGUUUGAUGCCUACGAUGCCCAUGGUUAUGUAUUUUGGAUAUAUUAUUAUUCGCUUGUUGUAAUAGGAUCAUUCUUUAUGCUCAACUUGGUUCUUGGUGUUCUUAGUGGUGAAUUUGCAAAAGAGAGAGAAAGAGUGGAGAACCGAAGAGCAUUCCUGAAAGUAAGAAGAACACAAAAAAUGGAGCGACACUUACAUGGUUAUAUAGAUUGGAUAAGUAAAGCUGAGGAUCUAAUGUUGGAAGAAGAAGAAGAGGAAGACGGAAAUGUGGACGUGUCAAGAAGAAGAAAUCUUGAUCGGGUAGAAGAUGGAGAUGUUGCCAUGACAUCUGUUGUACUUACAGGACAAUCUGGAAGAAGGCAUAGACUGAACACAGGAAAAAAGAAGAGUUUCUGCCAAAGAUUUCUUAGGAGAAACAAAAGAUGGAAAAUCCGUGUAAGACAAGCUGUCAAGCAUCAAGCAUUUUACUGGACAGUACUUAUAUGUGUUUUUCUUAACACGGUGAUCACUGCACUGCAGUAUUAUAACCAACCUGCAUGGCUGACACAAUUUCAAGAUGUCGCGGAGAUUGUGUUCAUCUCUUUCUUCUUUUGUGAGAUGAUGCUGAAGCUCUAUGGCCUUGGUCCUCAGCUUUACUUCAAGUCCCAGUUUAAUACAUUUGAUUGUUUGGUUGUAAGCUGUGGCAUAAUUGAACUUAUCAUUUCAAAAGCAGAAGGCACAAGUUUGGGUAUAUCAGUACUUCGAGCCUUGAGAUUGUUGAGGCUCUUUAAAUUUACUAGGUAUUGGUCCUCUCUGCGUAACUUGGUGACGUCAUUAUUGAGUAGUGUUCGCUCCAUCCUGAGCUUAUUGUUUCUACUCUUCCUUUUCAUCGUGAUUUUUGCUUUGCUUGGAAUGCAACUUUUUGGAGCAGAGUUUAGAGAUCUCCCUGGUAGAAAUGGAAAUCCUAGAACAAACUUUGACAAUUUUUGGAAUGCUGCACUUGCUGUUUUUCAGAUCUUGACAGGAGAAGACUGGAAUGCUGUGAUGUAUGAGGGAGUCUUAUCUCAAGGUUAUCCAGAGAAAAGUUGGACUUUAGUCUGGUGUUUGUACUUUGUGCUGCUUGUUGUACUAGGAAAUUACACUCUUCUUAAUGUAUUCUUGGCCAUCGCUGUUGACAACUUGGCCAAUGCUCAACAACUGAGUCAAGAUGAGGAAGCUGAAGAAAAUGCGAGGGAAGAAAGAAGAAGAGAAAUCGCUGAUCAGUACCGAGAUUAUGGCUCUCCCAGAUCCAGCCCAGGGCGUAAUGGGGAUGCCAGGAGGGGCAUGGGUGACGAGGCAGGCCCCACUGAAGAUGAAUUUGAGGAAGAGGCUGAUGAUGGCAAACCAUCAUUUCUCAGCAACCUUAGGAACCCUGGCCGAAUGGUUCCUCAUCAAAAGCCUGGGGAAGCUGUACCAAUGAUAGACACGUGGUCCUUAUUUCUCUUCCCACCUGGAAACCCGGUUCGGAAAGCGUGUCACUGGCUGGUGAAUUUACGGCAUUUUGAUAACUUUAUCUUGGUUAUAAUCCUAAUCAGUAGCGUCUUGUUGGCUCUUGAAGAUCCAGUCGAUGAAGAGUCCAAACGUAACGAGGUGCUGACAUAUUUUGACUAUGUAUUCACCACAGUGUUCGCCAUGGAGGUCCUUGUUAAGCUGAUUGAUUACGGCGCCAUUCUUCACCCGGGCUCGUACUUCAGAGAUGCGUGGAAUUGUAUUGACGCCUUGGUCGUGAGCUGCGCCAUUGCUUCACUUGUCAUGGGGAAUCAGGAUCAAUCUACCAUCGACCCGGGAUCCAAGAAAACCGUGAAAGUUUUGCGAGUUCUCAGGGUUCUUCGUCCACUCAAGGCCAUCAACAAGGCCAAGAAAUUGAAGGCUGUGUUCCAGUGUAUGGUUUACUCACUGAAGAAUGUUCUCAACAUUUUGAUCAUCACCAUUCUGUUUUUGUUCAUCUUCUCUGUUAUUGGAGUUCAGCUCUUCCAGGGGAAAUUUUUCAAAUGUGAUGACCCUUCGAAGAUGACAAAGGAGGAGUGCCAGGGGCAAUACUUUUCAUAUCCUGACUUGUCUGACCUGUCCAAUGUCGAGAUCAAGGAACGCUCCUGGGAAGGACAAGAAUAUAAUUUUGACAAUGUGUUCUAUGCAAUGUUAUCGUUGUUUACAUCAUCAACUGGAGAAGGCUGGCCAGCCCUAAUGCAAGCCUCCAUUGACACAACCGCCGUCGACCGUGGACCAAUCGUCGACAACAAAAUCGAGAUCGCGCUCUUCUACAUUUUCUUCGUUGUAGUUUUCUCGUUUUUCUUCAUCAACAUUUUCGUAGCACUCAUUAUCCUUACCUUUCAAGAACAGGGAGAGAAGGACCAGGGUGACUGCGAACUGGACAGAAAUCAGCGGGAUUGUCUUCAUUUUGCCAUCGUGGCUAAACCUUCUGAAAGAUUCAUGCCUCAAGAUCCCAACACGUGGCAGUACCGUAUUUGGAGAAUCGUGGAUUCCAGUCCCUUUGAGUUUUUCAUCAUGAUACUCAUUGCUCUCAACACCCUCAUUCUUACCAUGAAGUUUGAUGACGAGCCUCCCCUGUAUCGAGAGAUUCUUGACCUGUUCAACACGAUAUUUACCUUCAUGUUCACGGGAGAGGCUAUCUUGAAACUAUUUGCCUUCCGAACGAAUUAUUUCCGAGACAGCUGGAACGUGUUCGACUUCAUAAUCGUCCUUGGAAGUUUGUUGGACUUUGCUCUUAGCAGGAUCCAGUCUGAUGAGUCUGACUCGAUGCCCUUCGACCCUAGUCUCUUCCGUCUCUUCCGAGCGGCUAGGCUGAUCAAGCUGUUAAGGCAGGGUUACACAAUCAGAAUCUUGUUGUGGACGUUUCUGCAGUCAUUUAAGGCGUUACCUUACGUUGGUAUGCUCAUUGGACUUUUGUUCUUUAUCUAUGCAGUCAUCGGGAUGCAGAUGUUCGGUCAAAUCACUAUUGAUAACGCAGAACGCGGCGAGCCUUGGGAUCAGAUUGCAAGUCGAAAUAACUUCCAGUCAUUUCCUGAAGCCAUUCAAGUUCUUUUCAGGUCCGCAACAGGUGAAAACUGGCAGCUCAUAAUGUUGGCGUGUACAGCUGAUGCAGAUUGUCAAGAUAAAGAGGGCAAAUGUGGCAGUGCAUUUGCGUAUUUAUACUUCAUCUCCUUCAUUUUCUUUUGUUCUUUUCUGCUUCUGAAUCUUUUCGUGGCUGUCAUCAUGGACAACUUUGAAUACCUAACACGUGAUGAGUCCAUUCUUGGCCCACACCACCUGGACGAGUUUGUGCGGGUGUGGUCUGAGUUCGACCCUGGAGCCACGGGCCGCAUCAAGCACACUGAAGUAUGUCAAUUGUUACGACAAAUGUCUCCACCAAUUGGAAUAGGCAAGAAAUGUCCAAAGAUCGUUGCUUACAAGCGCCUGAUCAAGAUGAACAUGCCGCUGUUCCCAGACAACACGGUCACCUUUACUGCUACUCUGUUUGCACUGGUGCGGACCUCGCUUAAGAUUAUGACCGAGAAAAAUAAUCUGAAGGAGAACGAUAAAGAACUGAGAGCUAUGCUAAAGAGAGUCUGGCCUAAACUCACCAAGAAGACCUUGGACAGAGUAGUACCCAAGCCCCCCAGUCUGAUCAACAAUGGUAAAUCGAAUCAAGUGAACCAGCAGCCGCAAAUGACAGUGGGUAAGAUAUACUGCGCCAAACUAAUCUACGAAAACUACAAGUUCAUGAGACGGAAAGGACAAGCUCAGUCCAGAGAUUCAGAUCAGGGAACUGUUCUGAGUCGAUUUGUCGGAGGACCUGCGUUCCAGAAAUUCCGACGAGAUAACGACCCUGAACUGGGCGAGGGUGUUCCGAUGCAAGACGUUGCUAUUAGUUUAGCUGAUGGUCCUUAUCACUCUGGCUCAGCUCAAGCUCUGUAUCACCCUAACCACCAGCAAAUGGAUAGUCCGUCCCGAUCCCGCUACCGUCAAAACACACCUGUUGCUCACCGCUCUACCACCUCCCUUAACGAAGGACGAGGUCCUGGGGUGACCACGGCUCUAGUCGGUCCUCAUCGGCGACAGCUACCUCAGACUCCUGGUUCACGCACUGGCUCUCAACUCUCUUUGACCGGGAAAGCACCGGCUCUGCCUGAGAACCGUGGUGACAGUGUUCUGGAGAACGGCUAUCAUCCGAAUAUGAACCAGCAUAUUGCUAUGGCGAUACGAAGUGGACAGAGCCCUUAUGCAAUUUACGGUCUAGAGGAAAUGGGCGAUGAAGAUGACUGGUGCUAGCAUUUAUAUUCACGUGCCAACCACGUGCUAAAAAAAAAUACAUUCACACUCAAUAAAUUUUUGUGACCACUCGCAUGCGGGCGAUUCGUGCUGGUCACGUGGCGAGGACAGUCAUAGAUGGUCUUUUCGGCACUUGACGAGAUUCCUUUUGAGGUUUACGAAUUUUAACUUGCCGUAUGACUUCAACGAAAGGGAAUACAAAGAAACAAUGUUGGAAGGGCUCCUUCAUUAAUUUGCAACGUAUAUUCCUUCAGCCUUCCUUCAAAGACGAGAAGUAGUGGUGUCCUCUUUGGCAACACACCAUUUAAUUGCCAAGUUUUGUAAACCUCUUCGUGCCGCGUUCUCCAUGAAACAGACUUCAAGCAAGAAUUGGAGGGAAUAAACGCACUUUACUAAAGCUAAGUUGAAUUAUUGGGAGGAGAAUAAUGAACUCCAGAUGGAAAUUCCUGUGUAGCUGCUUUGCCGCCUGCGCAAGAGCCACGCCGCAGAUUUGUUUGUUUUUGAUAACAAAUUUUGCAAGCUUUUCUUUACUUGUUUAUUUAUUUACUUAUUUAUUUCAUAAUUAUGGACGUUUCAGAUUAACUAAACGCAACGAAUAUAGUAUAUCUUGUGUAGAAAAAGCGAUGAAUUAUUAGAUAUUAUACAGGAAAUGAAGCUCGCUUGAGAUACUGUAGCAGUUUUUUUUUUUGGUUUUCUUUUUUAAAAGGGUUGUGAUGCAGAGGUUGACCUUAAAAAGUUUUUAAUCUUAGACAGAGCUUGACGCUUGUUCAAACAUAUACCCAUCUACUGCUAAUAGAUUUGAACAUUUGAGAUAUUUUUCCUUUACGUUGUAACUGCUCAUGAGGUUAUACUUGGUUUAAAAUACUUGUAAUGUUAAACCUUGGAGUGGUUUUUGAUGACUGUUUUAAAGACCCAAAUCCAAAGCAAUCACACGUGGCCAAUCACAGCAAACAAUGAUAACGCAACGAGCCAAUCACAACUCGAAGAAUGAACGUGCCGCGGCUAUCAAGCGCGGGAAAACGCACCGGUUCACAUCACAAUUGGGUUUUGGUUUCUCUUCGGAUUGGUUGAGAAAAAAGCAUCCUUGCUAUGAUUGGUUGAUUCAGAAAAAGUGAAACCCAACAAAAACGAACUUAAUUUUUACAGUCAAUCUAAAACUGCUCUAAUGUUUAUUGCAAAUGUGUUCGUUAUGUUUUGGAACAGUGGCAAGAUGUAAUGCUACUUGCUACUUGAUGUAAGGACUCGUGAAUGUUCUCCGCAGUCAGACUGGAUAUGUUCCUAGCAAAGCAUUGAACGACUCGUGUACCUAUUACACUUGACGACAUCAGACAAGGGGAAUAUUGGUCCUUGUUUGCUACUUAACAAAAUUGAUUUUGUUUUAAUAUUGCCUUUCUGAUAUAGUAGUUUAUAAAAUUGUAAAUCAUCACUUUUAGCAGAUUUUAAUGCAAGCUAGUAUGGAACAGUGUAGCAGGCGUUUUGAAGUUUAGAGUUCCUUUUAUAAACCGUUAUUCCACUUUUAGACCAAAUUCACACAAAGAGCCGUGACAAAUAUUAAUUUUUUAACUACUGUUGUUAUUAUUAUUAUCAUUAUUAUUAUCUUUGAUAGGAGAAAUUACUCAAUAAUAUAUUAAAAGCGUCGAUAGAAGAAUGUUAUCCUGUACACAGUACAAUUUAUUUAUAAUAAUGAUGUUAUUGUAAAAUGACUUAUUUAUGGCUACAUUGCUUUUGAAGCACACACACACUUCAUAGUUUCAAAUAAUGUUCUUAUUGUAAAUAAAGCAAAUAUGUGAUGAUUCUUUCAGACACGAGUAAAAUUCAGAUUUGUUUUGGAGAAAGAAUAAAUUGCUACCUUGUGACCGCUGCA
Orbicella faveolata is the source of this 10022-nucleotide messenger RNA. Its product is annotated as voltage-dependent calcium channel type A subunit alpha-1-like. Gene Ontology annotation, cellular component: voltage-gated calcium channel complex; membrane. Gene Ontology annotation, molecular function: high voltage-gated calcium channel activity; calcium ion binding. NCBI's taxonomy places the organism in Eukaryota, Metazoa, Cnidaria, Anthozoa, Scleractinia, Merulinidae. Gene Ontology annotation, biological process: calcium ion import across plasma membrane. The record is from RefSeq and is a predicted model, not a curated record.